Molecule: messenger RNA, 1546 nt
Organism: Dioscorea cayenensis subsp. rotundata (Guinea yam)
Lineage: Eukaryota; Viridiplantae; Streptophyta; Magnoliopsida; Dioscoreales; Dioscoreaceae
Exons: 4
Coding region: 102-1187 (361 amino acids)
Source: RefSeq, a predicted model, not a curated record
CUUUUGGGUUGUGAGCGGGCUUUCCAUCCUUCUUCCGCCCAUUUGGAUCGGAGAAUGAGGGGUUGGAUGAGACGAGCAAGGGUUGAAUUCAUUGGUGUUUGAUGGAGGGAUUGGGGAUUAUUGAUCCUGCUAUUCGGUUUCGAUCGAUGAAGAUGGGGUUUAUUGAAGGAGCCGGGAGGUCGCCGCCGGCGUUUGGGAAAGGGCGGCCGGUGAGGGUGCCGGCGGGGAGGGGAGGAGGAGGUGGGGAUGGGGAUUGUCGGAUCUGUGCGGCGGCUGGGGACCUUUGGGUGAGGGUUGCUGGUACUGAGGGCGGUGGAGAAUUCGUUGGCCAGAUCGGCGGGUUUAGCCAUGAGAGUGAGCAUGAUUUGGCGAUGAUGGUCAGUGAUUUCCUGGAGAACGGGAGUGGUGGAGCGGAGUCGAGGUACAGCAGUGAUAGCGAUUCUGGGUAUACGGAUCUCGGCCAGCUCGCUGAGACGGUUUCGUUAUAUAAGCAUGCAAUGGAUCAACAUGAGUGCAAUUUGUUGUCAACUGUUCAUUCUCUUCUGCUCUCUAUGAACGAGACUGACCUUCAUUAUGCGAAGGAGGGACAAUGCAAUGCCAGCUGCAUUCGACAAUUUCUUGUAAAGCUUCUGAGACUCUCUGGUUAUGAUGCUGCUGUAUGCACAUCCAAAUGGCAGGGCAGUGGCAAAGUUCCCGGAGGUGAUCAUGAAUACAUUGAUGUGAUUGUCAAUGGCAAUAUUGGAGGUUCGGAUCGCUUGAUUGUUGACAUUGACUUUCGGAGCCACUUCGAAAUAGCACGCGCUGUUGAAUCUUAUGAUGCAAUCUUGGCUUCUCUCCCAGUAGUCUAUGUUGGUUCCCAGGCCAGACUAGAACAAUUCUUGCAAGCCAUGGUUGAAGCAGCCAAAUUUUCUCUUAAGCAGAAUUCCAUGCCAUUGCCUCCAUGGAGAUCACUGGCUUAUCUGCAAUCUAAGUGGCAUUCUAAGUACGAAAGAAACCACGGCAGUGAUAAACCUGCAAGACCUGGCUGCAGCUCUUCUCAUCACAAACAGUGCAUCGGACAUUUAAGGAGGUUAAGAGGAUCACUCCAGUCGGAAAUCGAAUCUGAUCGGUUAUUGAAACCCAUAAAGAAUGACAAGAACCGGAGAGUAAAAUUCGACAGGCGACGACCGUCCUUACUCAGCAGCUAACAGAUAUGUAUAGAUUCUUUUUACAAGGAGGUAACUCGAUUACUUGAGGAAAAAUAUAGCAAUAAUUCACACGAUUGCUUCUUCUUUUAAUACACGAAUAUAUUCAUUUCCUGUACUCAAUAAGGUGGAACCGAAAAAUCUCACAAGGUUCUUCCAUUCGGCACAUUACAGAUACCACACCAAUUUUUUUGAGUAAUCUUUCCCUUUGCAAUACAAGACAAAAAAUUUUGAGCGAAAGUUCUCUUAUCAGCACCAAACUUCAAAUGUUCUUCUCAAUGUAUCAUGAUCAAGUAGUGAUUUCUGCAUCUUUUUUUGUUCCCUUUUAUCCAGUAUAAUGAUAUGGUUUGCACAUUAUGUUU